Oppia nitens is the source of this 666-nucleotide messenger RNA. Its product is annotated as putative serine protease F56F10.1. The coding region runs from base 1 to 666 and encodes 221 amino acids. Gene Ontology annotation, molecular function: serine-type exopeptidase activity; dipeptidyl-peptidase activity. The transcript has 4 exons. Gene Ontology annotation, biological process: proteolysis. The record is from RefSeq and is a predicted model, not a curated record. Lineage: Eukaryota; Metazoa; Arthropoda; Arachnida; Sarcoptiformes; Oppiidae.
AUGUUUCGGUCACCCGUUCCCGACAAUCAUAUCCAAACAUUACCGGAUAAUUGGUUUGACAAUCAACGAGUCGAUCACUUUAACACUAGCGAUACCCUGUUUGUAUUGGUUGACGGAGAAAGUGAGGCCAGCGAUUAUUUUAUAACAGUGGGUGCCGUCUCAGAGUAUGCCAAACAGUUUAACGCAUUGACAGUAGAUCUGGAGCACCGAUACUAUGGUCAUUCAGUACCGACUGAGGAUCUAUCGGUUGAAAAUUUAAGAUACCUGACCGUCGGACAGGCCCUGAAAGAUACCGAACAGUUUAUCGGAUAUUUGAACCGAAAAUUAUCGCUGACUAACAAUACUAGAUGGAUAGCAUUUGGCGGUUCGUAUGCGGGAAAUUUGGUCGCCUUUUUACGUGAGAAAUACCCGCACGCAGUGAGCGGUUCGGUGGCCAGUAGUGCACCGGUUGAGGGACGUUAUAAUUAUAGGGAAUAUUUUGGUGCUGUUGGCAGAGUCCUGGGCUCUGAGUGCUCAAAACAAGUCAGAGAAGCUAUCAAUCAAUUGGAGUUACAGAUAAAGACACCGAAAAGUUGGUCGACCAUCGACCGAGAGUUCAAUCUGUGUGCACCGUUGAACGGUACGGACAGGCUAUCGCCGCCCAAUACAAUGGAGGCGGAAGUAUGA